AUGGAUGAUUUUCUAUGUAGAAAAUUUGCUCUUUUGAGGACGUAUUUACCCGAUGAAUUAAAUACAAAUGUAACAUCUGAUUUUGAAGAAAAUCCGAAUUUUAAGAAAUAUUGCUAUAAUCAAGGUUCAGGGGUAAAUGAAUGCAAUACUGAUCUCGAUAAAAUUACGGUUGGAUUUUUAUGGUUACUUGAACAAUAUUUUACUAUAUCCAAAGAUAUAAGUUAUAAUGAAAAUAAUACUAAUGCAUUUUUUCUAUAUGUGAUUUCAUGGUUUAGUUACAAAUUAAAGCAAAAUUCAGAGCACAAUACUACCAAAAUAAACGAUUUUUAUACUGAAUAUGUAAAUAAUAGUAAUAAAUAUGGUAGUUUUAAAAGUCAUGCCUAUAGAUAUACAGAUCUUAAGGAAUUCAUAGCUGAACAAAAAGAUUUGUUGAAUAUUAAUAUUGAAGAUCUGUCUAAAUUUUAUGAUGCAUUCAAAUUAAUAUGUAGUAUGUAUGGUAAUUUUGAAACGAAUAAACAUGAACAAUUGCCAGAUAAUGCUACUAGUUUUGUUAACAAAUAUACAGAGCUCAAAGAUGACAGUAAUAUUAAAGGUACCCUACAUAGUCAACUAUUGUCUGCUUUAUUAACUGACUAUAAUAAUUUAAAAGAGAAAUGUAAAGAUAUUCAACCCCUUCCAGAGAUAACAUCAAACAUUUAUGCACUAUCAUCUGGAUAUACAUCAUCAAGUUCAUCUAUAGGAAAGAAAUUAUUUACAGUUUUAUCGAUAUUUGGUGCAAUAGCAUUUCUUUUAGGAAUUUCUUACAAGUAUUCAUUAUUUGGAUUUCGGAAACGAGCUCAAAAACAAUAUUUAAGAGAAAAAAUAAAAAAAAUAAAGAAGAGAAUGAAUCAUUAA
Messenger RNA from Plasmodium yoelii, 894 nucleotides. RefSeq lists its product as uncharacterized. The record is from RefSeq and is a predicted model, not a curated record. The coding region runs from base 1 to 894 and encodes 297 amino acids. NCBI's taxonomy places the organism in Eukaryota, Apicomplexa, Aconoidasida, Haemosporida, Plasmodiidae. The transcript is spliced from 3 exons.